This is a messenger RNA of Dovyalis caffra, 315 nucleotides long. The record is from the annotation of a GenBank genome assembly. Lineage: Eukaryota; Viridiplantae; Streptophyta; Magnoliopsida; Malpighiales; Salicaceae.
AUGGCAGAAACACUUCGAAAUAGCGACUCCACCGCAGCACGGUCGCAGCCCAGCCGACUGCAACAGCGGAGACCGGCGUCCUUGCAGAUCAGUCCGGCUUCUUCCUGUUGGAACGCUGCUAUUCCUCUUUUGUCUCCGCUUAACACGUCGCCUACAGCGAUAGAUAUGAAGUCUCGGGAGGUUACGCCACCGCCGCCGAGGAGUCAGGGAACGGAGGCGGACAAGUCAGUGGUGUUCAAGAAGUGGCAGCACCCAGCGGCUCCUUUUUGUUACGAGCCGGCUCCGUUUAAGCCCUCAUUUUCUGUGCCUGUGUAG